AUGGUCAUGAAUCUGAAAGCCUCCUUGGAGCCACCCAGUUCUCCCAGCGGUUGUGCCCUGCCGCCCAGGAGCCGAGAGGCGCUGCUGUGGGGCGCCCGCAGCCGUGCGGGCGGCGGGGAAGCGCCGUCCCGCCGAGCCGAGCGGCCUUGCGGCGGCGGAGCCAGCGGGGCCUCCAAGCGCCGGCGGCAGGGGAGAGUCGGCUCGGCGCGGAGCGGGGCCGGGGCAGCGGGGCUGUGCCGGGCUCCUCGACUCGCCUGCGGGCGGGCUGCCGUGGCCCCGGUGCGCGGCGAAGCCGUGGCGGCGCGGAGAGCCUGGAAGUUUGGAGAGGCGGAUGGGUCGGAGCCGACAUGCCGCGCUGUGGCGGUGGGGCCGGGCGCCGCGCUGGCUGCGCGCCGGGGCCGCGCUGAGCGCCAGGGCCGCCGCGGGGCUCACGCUCUAGAGGCGUGUGGGCAUCGGGGACUCGCGCCGUCUCCAAAGGACAAAAAGGAAAAGGGGGGAGGAAGACUACGUGUACCUGGAGCUGAGAGCACCCCCAGCUAUACCGCCCGUCACGGGGAGAGCGACGCUCAGGUUUCCGGACCCGAAGCCCUGCAGCCGGAACAGAGCUCAUCGCCGCGGGGCUACGGGCUCGGCUCUGCUCUGCUCCGUUCGGGGGAGCCGGAGCCGGCUACCGCAUCUGGGAUCCGGGACCGGGAGCCGCGCCGUGCCCGGCCGCCCGUGCGCUGUGACGCGGCGCCCCCUGCCCGCCCGUCGCUGAACUGCGCUGCCGCCGCCGGGCGGCCGGUGCCCGCUACCCGGGCCGGGGGCUGCCGCGGCCGCCCGGGGAGAGAGCGCGGGCGCUACGGUUGCGGGCUAGUGACCCUGAGAGCCCGCGCUUUCCGACGGGGUCGGUUCCCUCUGACCUGCAGCCCCGGGAGAGUGAGGCUGUGGCUGCAGAGGGGCCCCUUGCGCCGCUGGUUGUAUUUAUUUAUGUGGCUAGUAAAAGACGUGGCGGGGCUAAUGCGCGGCAAAUGCGCCCCCGCCGGCGUCACCUGUCUGCAACCCGACUUCGCCGUGAGCCCGUUGACAGACAUCCCUUCAUCACGACUCCGGCAGGGCGCUUUUCCGCCCGAGGUAGCCUGUACCCCCUCCGCGGGCUGGGGGUCGCCGCCGCGCUCCCCCGUCUGUACCGGCCCCGCACUCGCUCUCCUCGCCGCUGUUUUUCCCGACGCCAGAACAGGGCGCCGCUCUUUACAGCGGUGCCGGGGUGCCGCCACUCGCUUUUGGCUUCUGCUGAGAGACCUCCUUCCCUCCGCCCAGCCGUUUAGCGGCGGCUCGCCCAGCCCGGCCCCAGGGUCCGAGGCGGUGAGGCGUGAGUCCAAUCCCGCUGGCGCGGCCCGGGGGCGGCAGCCCGGCUGCUUGAGGGAAGGGGAGCGGCCACCGAGGCGCUGCGGUCGCUGCUGGGCGCUCCUUGCUGCCAUCGGUGCGGGCGGGGACCGCGGGACUGUCCCGGGCACUCGCUGCUCCUCGGACGGCAGAGGACUGCGUGAUCCCGCGGGCUCUGACGGCCUCCCUCGCCAUCCCCGAGGAACAGCUUGGGCUGUGGUUCGCCCUUUCCCCGCUCUCCUUCGCGUUUGGUCCGUCCACGGCGGGGUCUGGCCGGGGUGCGGAGGCUGCUGUCGCGGAGAGCCGCAGAAACGAGUUCCGGAGGGGCGGCCGUCCAGCGCCGCGGAGGAAUCUGGCGGCGGGGGGCGCCGCGGCCCGCUGGGGGCGGAGAGGCACCGGCGGGGCGCUGGUGGCCGGCGAAGGAAGGGGGGAGUGGCGCGGCGGGCACCGUGCGGGGCUGGCCCCGGUCCGCGCCCCCGCCCCGCAGGCAGCGAGCCGCGGAGAGGUGAGGCGCUGGGAAAGUUGGGAGAAGUUUUGGCCGUGGGGAAGGACGGGCGGGCAGCGCUGGCGCGGAGAGGGGCCGACCGGGCGGCACGGACCCUUCGGGAAGUUGCGGCUCGGAGGCGAGGGCGGGACGGCAGCGGGGCCGCCCGGAGGUGCUGUGCGAGCGGCCGCCCCGUGCUGCGGGGCCGGCGGGAGGCGGCUGCGGAGCGGCGCCGGCCCCCUCCCCCUGCCCCCGCCGGGCCGGAGUGGCCGCCGGGGGUCGUGGGCCCCGCCGCCUCGUUGCCCCCCCGCGGCCGGCGGUGGCCGGCCGGGCUGGAGCGGGGCCACGCUCCUCUGAGAGCCAGCAGGAGUGUAGCGGGCAGGUUGCGCUUAAGUUGGGCGGAGGAAAACGGUGCUUUCCCCUGA
Molecule: messenger RNA, 2274 nt
Organism: Chiroxiphia lanceolata (lance-tailed manakin)
Lineage: Eukaryota; Metazoa; Chordata; Aves; Passeriformes; Pipridae
Product: collagen alpha-1(I) chain-like
Exons: 6
Coding region: 1-2274 (757 amino acids)
Source: RefSeq, a predicted model, not a curated record